CUGUCAACUCCGUCAUGUGCCAGCAGCUGUGUGCUUGGUGUCUUGUUCGCUUGUUGUUCUGUUCCCCGACACACUGCACGUCUCACGUGUUCAGGCACGCGUGCCCUGUUCAUUUCUCUCGUCUCCAACUCGAACCACACACCUCUCCACCAAGACGCACUGCAGCAACACCUUCCUUCUGCCGCGACUAAGUUUAUCGCUAUCGCUGACCAUAGGACCAUGGACUUUACUGGCUUGCGGGCUGUUCGGCUCGCCCUUUUCGUGGCUGCCGCCGUGAUUGCCACCACCGAGACCGCCCACGCCCUCCUCGACCUGGGAGACGAAUUGACCUUGUCGGAGUUUCUCAACGAUGCGGGCAUUGAUGGUUGCGCGGCGUUGACUGCGUCCCCAAUCGGCUACUACUUCCAAAGCGGUCACGCAACAGGCCUCUCUCGGUCCCGCUGCACCCUCGGUGGCACGUGCCAGUGCCGGCACUUCGAGGCCUGCGCCAAUGGAGAUUGCCUCAAAGUGUACCGUUGCAACGACACGGAGUCCAGCGGUUGCGUCGCCGUCUCCCCCUGCUCUCAAUCGGCCUUCAACACGACCCUGGAGGCCACUGUCCGCUGCCGCAAACCGCUUGAUCAGCGUGAUGAGGACAGCCUCAACUUCUUUGCCAUGCGCUGGAAGCAGGCGCUCGAAACCGACUGCGGCAUUGGACGCACGCUGCAGACGGACUCAAAUCUCAACGACAUCUUCACCCACGGCUGCAGUGCGCGGCUGCAAGGCUCUGGUGCAGACUGCCCCGUUGUGUUGACGAACCCAACGUCUACCAACCCCACGUGCUUCCCUGGUUGGGCGGAGGUGAUUCUGGAGAGCGGCGAGCGUGUGCAGCUGCGGAACUUGAAGACUGGCGACCGCGUGCUUUGCCUGCAGGCAUCGGCCGGCAACGCCCUCGGCUACUGUGAGCUCAAGACCUUCCAGCACGUGGAGCUGAACGGCACCACGACGUCUGUCGAGCUGCACUACACGGACAAAGACGGCAACCCUGCGCUGAUGUCCGCAACACCGGACCACUUUGUAUUCCGCGCGGACGAGGACGUACACCUCGCUGACGGCUUGACGGUGCAGCCAGCAGGCGAGUUCAUCUUCGCUGGCGACUUUGCUGUUGGCGACCGCCUGCUGCGCUACGACGUCGACCUCGGUGUCAUGUACACGGUCACCAUCACCAGCAUCUCGUUCACCAUCGAGCCAGACUAUUUUACGCCGCUGACCGACGAUGGCUCCACACUCUUUGUUGAAGACGUGUUUGCGUCCUCGUUUGCACUUCUGGAGAGCCCCGAUGUCAUCCGCCUGGUCCUGGCGCCCAUCUGGCAGAACGACGACGAUCGCUUCACAGAGCCGACGGCAGGCAAGGACUUCCCCGAGGGCCUGCACCCGUUCACGACGCAGCUGUACUCCAUCUUCCUUGCCGCUGAGAUGAGCGGCCAGACGAUUGACGUUGAGGGCAUGGCCACCGCCAUCGCCCAGCAGCUCGCCGUCGGCCACGUCUUCACGCAGCAGGAGAUGCUCCAGCUCGUGCCAAACUACAUUAACUGAGGAUGCGUGCCUGCGUGUGUGUAUGACUGUGAUUUGUGUACGUGCGUGUUUUGUGUGUGAUGUGCGUGUGAUGUGCGUGUGAUGUGCGUGCGUGUGUGUACUGUAAACUCUACGCAUGCACAUGCAAACACAUGCAAGUGCAUGCAUGCUUUCCCAUAUUCACACUUGUGUCUGUCUCUCCGGACUCUUCCCCCGUGCUGACUGCUCCUGUGUCAAUCUCUUCACCUCUGAUCAACGCGAGCGCGAGUCUCUGGGUAAUCAUCGUCACCACCGCAUGGUGUAGGUGCACUCCUACUAGGAUGAUACAGCAGUUGUACUCCUCAA
This is a messenger RNA of Salpingoeca rosetta, 1899 nucleotides long. RefSeq lists its product as uncharacterized. NCBI's taxonomy places the organism in Eukaryota, Choanoflagellata, Craspedida, Salpingoecidae. The record is from RefSeq and is a predicted model, not a curated record. The transcript is spliced from 6 exons. Gene Ontology annotation, biological process: protein autoprocessing. Bases 220 to 1575 code for a protein of 451 amino acids.